This is a messenger RNA of Oncorhynchus mykiss (rainbow trout), 1697 nucleotides long. RefSeq lists its product as uncharacterized. The record is from RefSeq and is a predicted model, not a curated record. Gene Ontology annotation, cellular component: nucleus. Gene Ontology annotation, molecular function: DNA-binding transcription factor activity, RNA polymerase II-specific; RNA polymerase II transcription regulatory region sequence-specific DNA binding. NCBI's taxonomy places the organism in Eukaryota, Metazoa, Chordata, Actinopteri, Salmoniformes, Salmonidae. Gene Ontology annotation, biological process: embryo development; regulation of transcription by RNA polymerase II.
UAUGACUCAUACUGAGGUAAUCUAUUAUUUAAUGAAAUUAAGGAAAAAUAAAACGUUUCCCUCAACUGCGUUACCUAAUUCAGUCAGCAGUACCAACUCCAGUCCGCAGAAGGCGAUAUGCGUCUUUCAGCCGACGCUACCAGUGUGACGUACAAUCUAGUUAACCGGACGCUUCUUCAACAACAACAGCAGCUAGUCAGCCACCACCGUAGCUUGCUAGCCAACAUAGCCGAAGCAUUGGGUAUCUUUAGGUAAUUUCGUUCUAUAUUAGCCACUGUGUUUUAAAAACACUUCUGUCGUCGUAAAGUUAGCUAGUUACCACCUUUCAUUUCAUAUUUACGUUGCUAUAGCUAGCUGGGUAGCUAAAACAGCCUAGUCGCUCAGGCUAACUAACUUGCCAACCUAUCUGAGCAUGAGUUUACUAAAAUACUCUCCAUUUGCUAAAGAAGAGGGGGUCUGCUGGACGGAGAAAGAAGCUCUGGGGCUCGACAUUGUCGUAAAAGAGGAGGAGGAAGAGGAUGUUCCAGUGAAAAAAGAAAAUAAAGAAAUUCCUGUGAAAGAAGAGGAAGGAGAGUUCAGAGUGAAAGAGGAGGAGGAUGUUACUGUGAACGAAGAGGAGAAAGAAAAGGAACAGGAUACCGUUUUUGGAGUGAAGGAGGAGGGGGAGAUAACUGUCACAUUGAAAGAGGAGGAUGAGACUGGAGAUCUGAAUAACACCGAAGAGAGACCAGACUCUCACUCUGACAGCGGGGAGAGUCCUUCAGGGGAACCAGAUGCAGAGACGUCCAAACAAGCGAGACGACACCACUGUUCCCAGUGUGGAAAGAGUUUUACUCAGUUAAGGGGCCUGAAAAUGCAUAGGAGAAUACACACAGGAGAUACACCUUACCACUGUAUCCACUGUGGAAAGAGUUUUAGGUGGUUAGGAAGCCUAAAGGACCAUAAGAGAAUACACACGGGAGAGAAGCCUCACCACUGCUCCGAGUGUGGAAAGCGUUUUACCCGAUUACUACACCUGACAUCACAUCAAAGGACACACACAGGAGAAAAGCCUUUCCCAUGUUCCCAGUGUGGAAAGGGUUUUACCCAGUUAGGGAGCCUGAAGGAGCAUGAGAGAAUACACACAGGAGAAAGCCCUUUCCCAUGCUCCCAGUGUGGAAAGAGUUUUACCCGUUUAAGGAGCUUGAAGGGACAUGAGAGGACACACACAGGAGAAAGGCCUUUCCAAUGUUCCCAGUGUGGAAAGGGUUUUAACCGGAUAGGGAGUCUGAAGGAGCAUGAGAGGACACACACAGGAGAAAAGCCUUUCCAAUGUUCUCAGUGUGGAAAUAGAUUUACCCGGUUAGGGAACCUGAAAGGGCAUGAAAGAAUACAUACAAAACCACAGGAGGAGGAGGAGGAGAAGAAAUACCAUUGCUCUCAUUGUGGAAAGAAAUUUUUCAGAUCAGAGGACCUGAAAACACAUGAGAGGAUAGAGAGGCUGUGUUCUGACUUAAGUUUUUGACUGAGAAUGUGUGUUUUUGUUCAUGCCACAUGAAAUCAAAUUGUAAAUGCAAAAGCUUGCUAAAAAAAUAGGCCUACAUUUGUUUUUCAUUUUUAACCUCGAGGCAUACAGGAUGGUUCUCAAUAUGCAUACGUUCUCUUGAGUACUGUCUUGUGAGGAUGAAUGUGGAGAAGGCAUAAAACAUUUGAUUUGA